Messenger RNA from Durio zibethinus, 748 nucleotides. RefSeq lists its product as uncharacterized. The record is from RefSeq and is a predicted model, not a curated record. Gene Ontology annotation, cellular component: endoplasmic reticulum. Lineage: Eukaryota; Viridiplantae; Streptophyta; Magnoliopsida; Malvales; Malvaceae.
CAUUUCAAACCUCGUAAACAUUUCAGAAACUGAGAUCCAAAAUCCCCAUUUUUCUUCUUCCUAGAAACAGAGCCCAAUUUGAAAGAAAUGGGAAUGCUAUGCAAGGUGGUUGAUACGCUGCUGUUAGUGGCGUUUGUGGUGAUGUUGUUAGCGGGGCCUUUAAUCGACGCGCAAUUGGUUUUGCCAGAGACCACCUUCCCGGACUUGCUCAUCCAUCUGAAGCAACGAUACGCCGAGGAAUACCAAGAUUAUUUGGUGGUGGAAAAGCCCCAUUUCUUUGUGGCCCUGGUCUGGCUGGAGCUGGUUUUCCAGUGGCCUCUCGUUUUACUUAACAUUUAUGGAAUUCUGGCAUCCAAGCCUUGGUUCAACACCACUUGCCUCAUCUAUGGUGCCUCUGUCAUUACCGCCAUGACUGCUUUAUUGGGGGAGCUCGUGGGAUCUGGGAAGGGGUCAGAUAAAUUGUUGAAGAUGUACUCCCCUUUCAUGGCGCUUGGUGUUUUGGCCUUGCUGCGAGGGCUGGUUCCACAAUCUGGCGAGGCUCAAACCAUUGGCCAAGGACCUGCACUAGCUAGGAAGAAGAAGGCUUGAGUUGAGAUUAAUACAAAACCAUCUUCUGGAAUUUUUGUAAUCCUUGUCAUAUUUUUAAUGUUUUUGUUUGUUUAUUAUUUCCUGAUUAUGAGUUCUAAUGAUUAUUUCCUGAUUAGUGCAUUUAAUUUUAAGAACAAUCGUUAGAAGAAAAUAGUACAUU